GGUGAUCGGUGAUUCUGACGUUUCAAUGACAUUUACAAAAAGUGAGUGAAGUUUCGUUCGCGAAUCAAAACUGCAGUGCAUCGUAGAAAAGUAAUUUUUGGCAUAGCAAUUUGACUAAUGAACACAAAACUGUGCUGUCUCAAUUCCUUUUUGGAUUAGCAUCGCAGAGCUUGCGGAACCACAAUGUCCUUGAAGCCAAAACGGAUAGACUUCGAAAAAACCUGGAAUGAGCUGAAAGGAACAAUCAAAGAGGUUGUGACCCUCGGUAGGGUAAACCGCGAAGAAUGGAACAGCCGAUUCGUGGAUAUCUAUUCGAUAUGUGUUGCCCAUCCAGAACCACUUGCGGACAAGCUUUAUUCCGAAACAAAGGCAUUCCUGGAAGAGCAUGUCCGAACACUGUUGAUGGAAAAGGUGCAACAGCCAUCGAUGGGCCCCAAGAAUUCCGAACAGUCGUCUUACGCCUUGCUACAACGGUAUCACGAUGCCUGGGCACAAUACAGUAAAGGUGUGGAAUAUUUGAAUCAUCUCUAUCUUUACCUAAACCAACAGCAUAUAAAGAAACAAAAGUUGUCAGAAGUGGAAGUGGUUUAUGGUUGCAUUAAUCAUGAUUCCCAGGAACAGCUAGAAAUCGGGGAAUUGGGUUUGGACAUCUGGCGACAGCAGAUGAUUGUGAACGUGGGCGAUGCCUUGGUUGCCCAGCUGUUGGAAGGCAUCAGAAACGAUCGUCUAAACACCGCUCAACGAUCCGAUAUGGAGCACAUCAUAAAGGGAACCAUCCAGAGCUUCGUUUGCGUUCAGGAGUACAAGAAGAAAGGUUCACUGCAAUUGUAUCAGCAGACUUUCGAGACUCCAUUACUACAGGACAGCGGAGAGUUUUACAAACUGGAAGCAAACAGAUUAUUGCAGAUGUGCACUGUUAGUACCUACAUGGAAGAAGUAAUAAAGAAGCUAGAUGAAGAAAACAGGAGAGCUUUGAAGUAUCUGCACAACAGUUCAAUUCCCAAACUGCGAAAGGAAUGCGAGCAAAGAAUGAUAACCGACCAUUUGGACUUUCUGUACUCGGAAUGCAGUGAAAUGGUAUCAUCUGAGAAAAAGAAAGACCUCAAGAAUCUCUACACGAUACUUAAGCCAAUUCCGGAUGCGCUGAAAACGUUAGUUCAAACUUUUAUGGAGCACAUUAGAAACGAGGGGACUCAAAUGAUAUCUACAUUAAAGGGAGAAACGAUUCACGUGCAAUUCGUAGAAGGAAUGCUGCAGGUUCACGAAAAAUAUGAAGUACUCAUAGCUGAUACGUUCAAUUCCGAUCCAGUGUUCCUGAGCGCUCUGGAUAAAGCAUGCUCGAACGUCAUCAAUUCAAAGCUCUGCGAAAAGCAACCUAGCAAAAGUGCCGAACUGGUGGCAAAGUACUGUGAUAGCUUGUUGAAGAAAUCCAAGACCACGGAACUAGAAAUCGAAUCAAAGCUAACCAAAAGCAUAACUAUCUUUAAGUAUAUUGAAGAUAAAGAUUUCUACCAGAAGUUUUACAGUAGAAUGUUGGCGAAGCGACUCAUCCACGAUCAGUCACAAAGCAUGGAUGCCGAGGAAAUGAUGAUCAACAAACUGAAGCAGGCUUGUGGGUAUGAAUUCACCAAUAAACUGCAUCGCAUGUUCACCGACAUAUCCGUGUCGGCAGACCUGAACACAAAAUUCGGCCAUUACUUAAAGCAGCAAAAUAAAGAACUAGGAAUCAAUCUGACCAUCAAAAUUCUUCAAGCCGGUGCCUGGCCGUUGGGUCCCACACAAGUUACAACGGGCUUUGCGGUGCCUCAAGAGUUUGAGAAGCCCAUCAGAUUAUUUGAAAGUUUCUAUCACGUGAAUUUUAGCGGGCGAAAGUUAACUUGGUUGAACCACCUUUGCCAUGGGGAGUUGAAAAUAUCCUUCGCGGACCGAAACUACAUGGUCACUAUGCAGACCUAUCAGAUGGCAAUUCUGUUGCUGUUUGAGUCUACGGAUAGUUUGCAAUAUAAGGAAAUACAAGAUUCGCUGCAAUUAAACAAGGAUAUGUUGCAGAAACAUAUUCUUAGUCUUGUGGAAUCAAAACUGUUGCUGUCCGAUACGGAGGGCGUUGACGAAAACUCUAAGUUGUCUUUGAACAAGAGUUAUACGAAUAAACGAACAAAGUUCAAAAUCACUGCUGCCUUGCAGAAGGAAACACCUCAAGAAAUUGAAAAUACUAUUAACUCUGUCGACGAAGAUAGGAAGAUGUACUUGCAGGCAACAAUCGUCCGUAUAAUGAAAUCCAGAAAAGUCCUGAGACACAAUGCCUUGAUACAGGAAAUAUUGGCUCAAUCAAAAGUGUCUUUCGCACCGAGCAUCGGGAUGAUCAAGAAAUGUAUUGAAUCGUUGAUUGAUAAGCAGUAUAUCGAACGGACUCCCAACUCGGGUGACGAAUAUAGCUACGUGGCAUAAAGAUGUCUUCUGUAUUAAACAAUAAUUUAUAAACUUGAUUGAUAAAUCGUUUCAAAUGAAAUUCUA
Messenger RNA from Aedes albopictus (Asian tiger mosquito), 2514 nucleotides. It is a transcript of the gene Cul2, whose product is annotated as cullin-2. The record is from RefSeq and is a predicted model, not a curated record. The transcript has 12 exons. Lineage: Eukaryota; Metazoa; Arthropoda; Insecta; Diptera; Culicidae. The coding region runs from base 184 to 2448 and encodes 754 amino acids. Gene Ontology annotation, molecular function: ubiquitin protein ligase binding; protein-macromolecule adaptor activity. Gene Ontology annotation, biological process: protein ubiquitination; SCF-dependent proteasomal ubiquitin-dependent protein catabolic process. Gene Ontology annotation, cellular component: SCF ubiquitin ligase complex; Cul2-RING ubiquitin ligase complex.